GGGGCCCAGUCCCGGAGAGCCCCGGCCCGGCCGGCCCGAGCUGCGGCCCGGGGCCCAUUGUCCGGCGGUCCGUCUGUCCGGAGGCGGGACCCAGGGACGCGGAGCAACGCGGAGCGCCGCGGAGCGCCGAGGCGCCGGAUUUCUGAGAAGACUGUGUCGUCUGAGGGUUUGUCUGAGCCGCCUGGGAAGACCUCUGGCUUUUGUCGAUAAUUCCUGGAAAUCUACCUGUGCUCAUGCUUGAAGAAGCCAAAGGGACCAUCUCGGCUGAUUGUACACAUGCUCCAGACCAAAGAAAGUGGGAACAGGGUCAGUGAGGCAGCUACGUGACCAGCUUUCUUGUCCUCUCCUUUGUGGCAGAUACAAUCACUGGGAUUCAGGCGAGUUUACUUUGCUUCGUGGGAACUGCACCAGAGCUGGAGAUAUGAUAGAAGACUGCCUGAGAGCUGCUUCCUUUGCCACUUCCUGUGGAGGCCUGUCUUUGCCAUUUGCGGUUUCUUUCUUCUUUUGGUCAGCAUCCUGCAAGGAGGUAGUAACAUAUCCAGUUGUGAAACUGGGAAAGGACAGAGCUCUCGGAUCAGGGAAACAUGUCCCGUCGGAAACAGACAAAUCCAAAUAAAGUUCACUGGGAUCAAGUAUUUGCUGGGCUAGAGGAACAAGCCCGCCAGGCGAUGAUGAAAACUGAUUUUCCUGGAGACCUUGGCAGUCAGCGACAAGCUAUCCAACAACUAAGAGAUCAGGACUCCAGUAGCAGUGACAGCGAGGGUGAUGAAGAGGAGACCACGCAAGAUGAAGUCUCUUCCCACACAUCAGAGGAAGAUGGAGGGGUGGUCAAAGUGGAAAAAGAGUUAGAAAAUACGGAACAGCCUGUUGGCGGGAAUGAAGUGGCAGAGCAUGAGGUCACGGGGAACUUGAAUUCGGACCCCUUACUUGGACUCUGCCAGUGUCCCCUCUGCCAGCUAGACUGUGGGAGUCGGGAGCAGCUGAUUGCUCAUGUGUACCAGCACACUGCAGCAGUGGUGAGCGCCAAGAGCUACAUGUGUCCUGUCUGUGGCCGGGCCCUAAGCUCCCCAGGGUCAUUGGGUCGUCACCUCCUAAUCCACUCGGAGGACCAGAGGUCUAACUGUGCUGUGUGUGGAGCCCGUUUUACCAGCCAUGCCACAUUUAACAGCGAGAAACUCCCUGAAGUACUUAAUAUGGAAUCCCUACCCCCAGCCCAUAGUGAGGGUCCCUCCAGUGCUGAGGGGAAGGACAUUGCCUUUAGCCCUCCCGUGUACCCUGCUGGAAUUCUGCUUGUGUGCAACAACUGUGCUGCCUACCGUAAGCUACUGGAAGCACAGACCCCCAGUGUUCGCAAGUGGGCCCUACGCCGACAGAAUGAGCCGUUGGAAGUACGGCUGCAGCGGCUGGAACGAGAGCGCACGGCCAAGAAAAGUCGGCGGGACAAUGAGACCCCGGAGGAGCGGGAAGUAAGGCGCAUGAGGGACCGUGAAGCCAAGCGCCUGCAGCGCAUGCAGGAGACAGAUGAGCAGCGGGCACGCCGGCUGCAGCGGGAUCGGGAGGCGAUGAGGCUGAAGCGGGCCAAUGAAACCCCCGAGAAGAGGCAGGCCCGGCUCAUCCGGGAGCGGGAAGCCAAGCGGCUCAAGAGGAGGCUGGAGAAAAUGGACAUGAUGUUGCGAGCUCAGUUUGGCCAGGACCCUUCUGCUAUGGCAGCCUUAGCAGCCGAAAUGAACUUCUUCCAGCUACCUGUGAGUGGGGUGGAGUUGGACAGCCAGCUCCUGGGCAAGAUGGCCUUUGAAGAGCAGAACAGUGGCUCUCUGCACUGAACCCGCCUGCCCUCCCACUCAUCCAGUUCCACAGGGAUCCGUGUUACAGCCACCCACAGGGCCCUGUCCUUACUGCCAGAGGAAGGCCUGGGUUUGUUGCAGGUGGACCUAAGCACCUCUUGCAUGUGGGAGCAGGAUGAUGGGGUCAGCAGGGAGCCAGCCUCAGGCAGCUCUGGACGAGGGAGUAGGCACUCCAGAGAACUGGACUCCCAGCCCACUGUUGCAGGGCAUGCUUAUAGGACUGUGGGGGCAAACCCACGGAGUUGUGAGGGCAAAUAAAUUAAUUUUAUCUUUA
Molecule: messenger RNA, 2118 nt
Organism: Ailuropoda melanoleuca (giant panda)
Lineage: Eukaryota; Metazoa; Chordata; Mammalia; Carnivora; Ursidae
Gene: ZNF821
Product: zinc finger protein 821
Exons: 9
Coding region: 585-1823 (412 amino acids)
Biological process (GO): regulation of transcription by RNA polymerase II
Cellular component (GO): nucleus; nucleoplasm
Molecular function (GO): RNA polymerase II cis-regulatory region sequence-specific DNA binding; DNA-binding transcription repressor activity, RNA polymerase II-specific
Source: RefSeq, a predicted model, not a curated record